AUGCCUCACGCGCUCGCCUUUACGCUAUCAUUGUCCUUAUAUUUUCUAACCCUCAUUCCAUUGUUUGCAUCAGCAGCUGUUUUCCUGCCCUCCAUCUCUCCAAACAACGACGUUUCUCUCGCCCUCUCUCCUACUGCCAAACUCAACACCAACCUCACCGCCAUUCCAGAUGGUCAAAUCCGUUGCGUCCUCCCCUACCCGCACCCCAUAGACCCUGUCAGUCUCCGCACCUGCCAACCCACAAUCGACCGCCUACUCAGUUAUCCUUGGAUCGACACUCCGCAAACAUACCGUUUCUCGCAAGACCGAAAAGGACUCAUCAAGAUAACGAGCACGUUUUGUGCCAUUAGUCUCGAUCGAAAAUACCAUGCUGGAGAGAUUACGAUUUCGCUCAGGCAGAUUUUGCAGAGCGUGAUAAGAAUUUUAUCGCUUUGUAGUGCGUAUGGGGAGGGCGGAUGGCAGUAUAUGGAUCCGCCUUGGAAGGACUGGAUCGUGAUUAUACAGGGCACUAGAGAUAUGGAGGCUGGAAGCAAUGGCACCAUCGGAGAAUUGGAAGGGAACGUAGUGCAUGUAGGCGAAGAGGAGUGA
This is a messenger RNA of Letharia columbiana, 588 nucleotides long. RefSeq lists its product as uncharacterized. The record is from RefSeq and is a predicted model, not a curated record. Lineage: Eukaryota; Fungi; Ascomycota; Lecanoromycetes; Lecanorales; Parmeliaceae. The transcript has a single exon. Bases 1 to 588 code for a protein of 195 amino acids.